AUGUCCUCGACCGCGGUUGUCCAGGAUGACGACCUCAUGGAGCCAACCCUCCAGUCGAUCGUGAACCAGAAAACACUACGAUGGAUCUUCGUUGGAGGCAAAGGUGGUGUCGGAAAAACCACAACCUCUUGUUCUCUCGCAAUUCAGCUUGCCAAAGCUCGCAAGUCCGUUUUGCUCAUCUCCACCGACCCCGCGCACAACCUGAGUGAUGCUUUCGGCCAGAAGUUCGGAAAAGAGGCUCGUCUAGUUGAUGGAUACACAAACCUCAGUGCGAUGGAAGUCGACCCGAACGGAAGUAUUCAAGACCUCCUUGCGAAUGGCGAAGGACAGGGCGACGACCCUAUGGGCGGGCUCGGUAUGGGGAACAUGAUGCAGGAUCUAGCUUUCAGCAUUCCUGGUGUUGAUGAAGCCAUGUCGUUCGCCGAGGUCCUCAAGCAGGUCAAGUCCCUGUCCUAUGAAGUCAUUGUCUUCGAUACUGCCCCCACCGGCCACACCCUUCGCUUCCUCCAAUUCCCCACGGUACUGGAAAAGGCUCUCGCGAAACUUUCGCAACUUUCGUCUCAAUUUGGGCCGAUGCUGAACUCGAUUCUUGGAGCUCGGGGUGGAUUACCUGGUGGCCAAAACAUGGAUGAGCUUCUGCAGAAGAUGGAGUCACUGAGAGAAACCAUCGGCGAAGUCAACACCCAGUUCAAGAAUCCCGAUAUGACCACAUUCGUCUGCGUUUGUAUCGCAGAGUUCUUGUCUCUCUAUGAAACCGAGCGUAUGAUCCAGGAGCUGACAAGCUAUCAAAUCGACACACAUUCGAUUGUGGUCAACCAGCUUCUAUUCCCUAGGCAAGGCAGCGACUGUGAACAAUGCAACGCGCGGAGGAAAAUGCAGAAGAAGUAUCUGGAGCAGAUCGAAGAGCUCUAUGAAGACUUCAAUGUUGUUAGGAUGCCGCUGCUCGUUGAGGAAGUACGAGGAAAGGAGAAACUCGAGAAGUUCAGCGACAUGCUUAUCAACCCUUAUGUGCCCCCGGAGUAA
Aspergillus puulaauensis is the source of this 1023-nucleotide messenger RNA. RefSeq names its product Golgi to ER traffic-related protein (gene GET3). Gene Ontology annotation, cellular component: GET complex. The coding region runs from base 1 to 1023 and encodes 340 amino acids. The transcript is spliced from 3 exons. Lineage: Eukaryota; Fungi; Ascomycota; Eurotiomycetes; Eurotiales; Aspergillaceae. Gene Ontology annotation, biological process: post-translational protein targeting to endoplasmic reticulum membrane. Gene Ontology annotation, molecular function: ATP hydrolysis activity; ATP binding. The record is from RefSeq and is a predicted model, not a curated record.